UUUUUUUUUACAUUUCUACAAUCGUUCCUUUUUUUUUCAAAUUACUGUAUAAUAAUUACAUUCGUUUAUCUGUAAAUUGAAGUCAUUCCCUCAUGGAUUCACCUAAAAUAUCUAAUCUAAACAUGUCGAAGCCAACGAUUGCAUCUCGUAGAACUACAUUAUCUUCUCAAAGAUCAAUUUCAGUUUUAUCUAUUAACACAAGCGCUGCACAUCAUGAUUCGGUAAGAAAAAAUAAAUCGACCAGUAACGUUAAUCGAUUAUACCAACGAUCUCUAACUGGAUACUGCAUCCCACCGUAUUCUGCUGAAAUUGUUCAGAAUAGUAUGAGUCCCGAAGAACUUUCAACAAAGAUUGCUGAUAAUUUUCAACAGUUUUCUAAUAUCCUUACUCAGCUCUCAAGUAAAUCAACAACAAAACCAAAUAAUAAUAAUAAUAAUAGUUGCCAUUUGCCCUUAAUAGUAAAUCAAAAUGAUACCAUAUAUAAUACACCGAGCACAUCCCCUCAUCUCACUAAUAGCAUGUUCCCUCAAACUUAUUAUAGCAGUGUAACAUUUAGUCCUUUAUUCUCACCUCCUCCUACAUCUCAAGAACCACGGAAAAAGGAGUUUUUUCAAAGUAGUCACGAUUCAUUGUCCAUAACAAAAGGCAUAUGCUCUUCACAAUUAAAUUUGGAAAAUAGCGAGGCAUCAUCAUUAAAACUAGUAAGCAGUAUCUUGAAUAAUGAAGAAGGAUCUAACAACGAUGCAUUGGAUAAUUAUGCAGUUUAUUUUAAGAAUGCUUUGGACAAUGUAGGGAACACAACAAGACUCCGACUUAUUGCCAAAUGGUUCAAUCACGCCGCCUCAACUGGUAAUAUUCAAACCAUGCAACAAAUGUUGGUAGAUAUCAAAGUAGAUGUAAAUUCUUCUGAUGAUGAAAGAACUAAGAUCAAUCCACUCAUGUAUAUCUCAUAUUUUGGAUAUAUUGAUUGUCUUAAUUUACUAUUAAACUAUCCAUCAAUCGAAAUAGAUCAACAGGAUAAAAAGGGAUGGACAGCCUUGAUAUGGGCAGUUCAUGGAGAAAAAGAGGAAGCUGUGCGGAUACUGUUAAAGCAUAGUGCUAAUACUAUGUUAUUAACAAAGCAAGGCAGGACUGCUGUUGAUUAUUCAACAUCAGAAUCCAUCAAAAAACUUUUAGGAAAAAUAACCGUUACCGUACCUGCAUCUAAGAUUAAUUCUUUUAUACAAGAGGAUACAUCAAGUGAAAUAGUUUCUGUACCAUAUUUGAAGAAAGAUGUUGACUUGUAUUACAAAAUUGGAAUCGAUGGUUAUGAUUAUUUCUUGGCUCACCAAAAAAAAACCCGAAGCAAUAUUGAUGCUUAUUCAAAACCUAUCUCUAAUGAACUUCAAUGUAUUCCAUCAAGGCCAGACUUUAAUCAGCUAAUAGAAUAUAGCCCAAAGUCAUCACGACUACAAGAAAAUAAAAAUUUAGCUACUAAGGCAUACAUAUCACAAGAAGAAGAACAAGAUAUAAAGCAAUGGGAAGAUUGUAUAAAGUCUUCGUAUAUAUUUUCAUGGAACCAAUGCUUACCUGAUCAAAUGCUUGUAUUUAGUCAAGAUGAUGUAUAUAUUAUUGUAGAAAGUGCCUUUUAUAUGGCUGAUCCCAAAUUGCUAAUAAAUGAAGGCCCUUUAAGUAAUAGACUUUGGCAACCUGCUAACAUUAUCUUUUUAAGUGCAAGAUUUGCUCAUUACUGUCAUAGUAAAGAAUUACUUAAUUCAUUACUAAUGGCAGUUAUUAGUAAACUUACCAAGAUAAUUAAGACUACUUCUCGUGAUAUACAAUCAUUGGCUUUCUGGGUAGCAAAUAUGUUACAAUUAUUAAACUAUUUAAAAAAAGAUCCCGGAUUAUCAGUGUCAACUCAAGAUUCACAAGCAGAUAUUUCUGAUCUUGUUUCGAAUGCUUAUACGGAACUUCUUACUGAGCUAAAAAGAAAGUUUGACAAGAUUUUGGAGCCAUCAUUGAUGGAUUAUGACUCAAUUGAGGAAAUGGAACAAAUAUCGUUUGUCGAUAACUGGCAAAGGUUCUUCAAAAGAAGAAAUAGUAAUAAACGACAAUCAGUCUCAAAUACUGAUGUCAAAACACCUACAGACGAAACGAUAGGAAAAUUAAAUUCAUCCAUUAAUAAUACAACGACAAACACUAAUCCUUCCGAACAAACGAUAUCAUCUAUUGCAUCACCUCACUCUAUUACAAAUUUACUUCAGCAAGUACAAUCUAUUCUUCAGUCCUAUUACAUUCCUUCUGCUAUCAUAAUUCAAAUCAUAAAUCAAAUCUUUCAUUAUUUAUCAGAUGAAGUUUUUAAUAGAAUUUUAACAUACAAAAAAUAUCUUUGUCGUUCAAAGGCGUUACAGAUUCGAAUGAAUAUAUCUAUAUUAGAAGAUUGGGUUCAUAAAAACAAGCUUCCUACAAAUUUAAAUUAUUGUUUUGAACCUCUCAUCCAGUUAUUACAGUUACUUCAAUGUCUAUCACAAAUGAAUGACGUUACACUCUUUAGCUCUACAGUUGAAACCUUUGACAAACUGAAUGCAUUGCAAGUUAAAAGAUGUGUCCAAAGUUAUCGCUAUGAAGUCUCGGAAACUAGAUUAUCGGAACAAAUAGAAAAAAUGGUGAAUAAGGAAGAAAAAAAAUAUCAAGUUCAAUCAAGAACAUCUGUCGAAAGCUAUAAAAACAACAAUAUAAAUCAAAAACAAAGAUCACCAAGUACUUCAAGUUUAAAUAGUCUAAUUGACGCAGCAAUACCUCUGAAUAAAAAAAUGUCAAUAGAAGACAAUAUAUCAUUUGCUACCAUUAAUAAUCAACAAUUAUAUAGUAAUAACUUGGAAGAUAAACAAAGUUCUAGUUUUAAAUAUAUGCUUCCCUCUUGUACAACACCUUCACAAGAUUUGACAUAUAAGCAGGACAAGAAUAAAAUGAUUAUUCAAACAGAAGACAAUAUUAUGCUAUAUUUUGACACAAUUUACAAGGAAAUUAAGCUAAAAAAACAAGAAGAAUUUGAUCAGUUAGAUAAAAUUUUUCCUAGCAUUUCUGAAGAAUGGCUUUACUAUGUGGAUAAAAAGAUACAUGCACGAUGAUGAUAGAAUAAUAUUUGUAUGCCAAGUUUAGUAAUACAUUUAUAUACAAAUAUGUAUAUAAAGCAAUUUAUUCAAAUUUUGCCUUUUUUAUUUUAUUCUUCAUAGUAUACAAUUAAAUAAAAAAUAAAAUAAAAUCAACAAGUACAUAGCGAUUUAAUUAUGCUGUAAUU
Molecule: messenger RNA, 3280 nt
Organism: Cokeromyces recurvatus
Lineage: Eukaryota; Fungi; Mucoromycota; Mucoromycetes; Mucorales; Mucoraceae
Product: DIL domain-containing protein
Exons: 3
Coding region: 93-3110 (1005 amino acids)
Molecular function (GO): GTPase binding
Source: RefSeq, a predicted model, not a curated record